CUUACUGCAACAUGUGUGCCAGAUAGGCUCGGAUUACUCCACAUGUUUCCAAGUAUUGUUCCCUUCCGGGAAAUCUAUUGUAUGCUGCUCAUGAUCUAAAUGAUGUUGAAUAGAAAACGGUAAUUUCCAGAGCAGUUGGCCACCUCCCUGAGCCCCUCCCCUUUAGGGCCAUGUGAUGUAGGGGCGGUUUUUGAGUGUGAGACCACAUGCACUUGUGUUUAUAAAUACAUUUGUCCUGCCUUCGUUUUACAUAAAGCCAGAUGAACAAUUGUAAGGUGAACCUGUCUUCUUCAGCCUUGGACUUCUUCAUCCAGAUGGUGGAACACAGCCAGGACACUGUUGCUGAGUCAGGGAGGUCGCACAAAUGCGGUUUCUUUUGCCUUGGUCCUCUCACCUUCCACAAGCAAGCCGUGGGAGACAUGGUCCACCUGAGUCAGGAAUGCCGACAUGCAAAAAGGUCCAACAACACCUUCAGGAACGGCCUGGUGUUCAGCAGCCGCCCAGUGAAAGUCCAGGAGCGGAUUCGCCUGCGGGUUGAGGAAGACGCUGCUAACUGGCACGGAGCCUUGCGGCUGGGCUUCACCAACGUGCCGCCAGAAGACAGAUGUCGGCCCCUGCCCUGCAUGGCUCUGCCUGACCUCACUGACACCCCUGGGCACUGGGCUGCCCCCGUGCAUGAGGCCUACUGCCAAGCGGGUUCAGAACUGGAGUUCUGGGUGUCUCAUUCUGGCAGUGUGUAUUUUUCAGACCACAGGGGCUGCCGGCAUGAGUUAUUAAGAGGAGUCGACCACAGCCGGCCUCUGUGGGCCAUGAUUGACAUCUAUGGACAGACGUGCGCCAUUGUCCUCCUGGGUUCAGAGAAAAGGGCACUAUUCCACACCAAGAGGUCCUGUAAGAGUCUCACCUGGGCCGCUUCUGACACAGACUCCUUGAUUUCUGACGACUCCAUCUCCUGUCUCAACAUGGAGGUGACCGCCGAUUGGGGAGAACAGAUGACCUGUGUGGCGUGUAUGAGCCAGGAGGUCAACGUCUCUCUGCGUUGUGGCCACCGCUGUUUGUGUCGCACUUGCGCUGCCAUGAUCUUUAGACAGUCUGGCACGUGUCCCCUGUGCAGGCAGAGCAUGAGGCGGCCAUCGGUGGCUUGGUCGCCCAGGUGAAAGAAGCCAGUGGUUCACCAGAGCAGAGCUGCUGAGAAACAGUGACAUGUAGAUAAGCUAAUUGCACUUUUUUUUUUUAAACCCUCCUAUCAUCCUUGGGGUCAAUUUGACCCCUUUCAAUGUUUGUCAUUCGAAGAAAUAGUACUUGAAUUUUUAUUUUCUGCUUCAUAUUUCAUGACUUUUUCCAAUUUGAUAGCUACAAUUGAUUGAGAAUGACAUUAUCAUGAUGAUAUUAUCUCAAUGUUUUGAACACAUAUUACACACAUUGGUGUUCCGCAGUUUGACCCCAAGCUGUUCUAGCUGUGAAAAACCUGCCUGUCUUUGUGUGAGCCAUGUGUGGCCUAACAUCCACACACCUACAAGCGCAGAGUUGGUACUUUCGAGUUGAUAACAAACAACCAAAAAAACAUAUGACACUGAAAUAACCCAAAUAACAAAAGAGGAGGGUGAGUGAGACUUCAUAGUGACUAACUAAAAAUAUAUGACACAAAAAGGACAUCAAUAAGUAAAUAAAUGUGUUUAUGACAGGAAUGGGAGGGUCACCAACCUCAAUCAAAAUGGUUCAUUUUGGGAAAGUCAUGAAUGUGCACCCCAAAUGUUGUCAGUUAAUUUGACAAGAUUCGGAUGAAAAAAAUUUGGCCUGAUGGUGGUGCUUCAUCUUCAAGCGAUUAUUUAGUACUCAACAAAUCAACAAAGUGCCUGAGACAAAAACUUGGUAAACAUUUUUCUGUACAUUUUUUUCUGGAGGAAAAGAUCCAUGGGUAAAAUGUGUGAUUAAUAUUUGAGGAGAAUAUGAGGGUUGAAAUCAUGUUUGAACGAUGUGGAUUGUUUUUGGAUUGCAUGUUAUUUUAGCUGAUCUGUUUUUUAAAAUUAAGAAAGCAGAUCUUCAUUUGCACUGUUAAUCUUUUUAGAUAUGUAAUUGUGUUUUUAUAAAUAAAUGAUGUAAUGUACUGUAUGUGUUAUGUUUGUAAAGACACACAA
Molecule: messenger RNA, 2138 nt
Organism: Dunckerocampus dactyliophorus (ringed pipefish)
Lineage: Eukaryota; Metazoa; Chordata; Actinopteri; Syngnathiformes; Syngnathidae
Product: E3 ubiquitin-protein ligase NEURL3
Exons: 5
Coding region: 261-1157 (298 amino acids)
Molecular function (GO): ubiquitin protein ligase activity
Source: RefSeq, a predicted model, not a curated record